Molecule: messenger RNA, 1236 nt
Organism: Pterocles gutturalis (yellow-throated sandgrouse)
Lineage: Eukaryota; Metazoa; Chordata; Aves; Pterocliformes; Pteroclidae
Exons: 11
Coding region: 1-1236 (411 amino acids)
Source: RefSeq, a predicted model, not a curated record
AUGGUCAGGCAGCUGGAGUACCUGGCGUGCCUGCAACUGAACAUUACCAUGACCUGGGGAGACUCUCAUUACCUUGGACUGACUGGACUUGAAGUGAUAGGAAAGAAUGGUCACGCAUUAAAAAUAAGUUCAGAACAGAUUUCUGCUUCACCCCAAGACUUAAAUGAUCUUCCAGAGUAUACAGGAGAUUCCAGAACGUUAGAAAAGUUAAUAGAUGGGACUAAUAUCACAGUAGAGGAUGACCAUAUGUGGCUCAUUCCCUUCUCUUUGGGAGAAGAUCAUCUGCUCACAAUCCAUUUUGAUAAAAAUGAAAGUAUUGCGGGGCUUCGCUUUUGGAACUAUAAUAAAUCUCCCGAGGAUACCUAUAGAGGGGCUAAGGUAGUCCACGUGACACUGGAUGGUCACAGCAUCUCCCCGCCGGAGGGCUUUCUUAUCCGCAAGGGACCAGGCAACUGCCAUUUUGACUUCGCCCAAGAAAUUCUCUUUCUUGACUAUCUGCAGCCCCAGCUGAUAAAUAAAGCACCAAGGAGGACUGGUUCAAAGAGAAUGGAACAAGCUAGUAUGGACUACGAAGCACCGUUAAUGCCAUGUGGUUUUAUUUUCCAGUUUCAGCUUCUGACAAGUUGGGGUGAUCCGUACUACAUUGGUUUGAACGGACUCGAGUUGUUCAAUGAACAUGGAGAGCAAAUCUUACUAACGGAAAACAAUAGUGUCAACAUUUUAGAAGAUGUAUCUGGCGACAUCCGAACUCCAGACAAACUCAUUGACAGAGUAAAUGACACAACCGACGGCAGACACAUGUGGCUUGCACCGGUUCUCCCUGGUUUGGUGAAUAGGGUGUAUGUCAUUUUUGAUGUACCUACUACGGUGUCAAUGAUCAAGUUGUGGAAUUAUGCCAAAACACCUCAGAGAGGUGUGAAAGAAUUUGGUCUUCUGGUGGAUGACUUGCUUGUCUACAAUGGGAUUCUGGACAUGGUGAACCAUGUAGUAUCGGGCAUCCUACCAACCUGUGAUCCGGUGGUCCCAUAUCACACCAUUCUCUUCACAGAUGAUGAGAAGAUUUGCCAUCAGGAGAAGAGAACUGUUAUUAGCAAUCACGUGGGAGAUCAGGAUGUACGAAUGAUGAAUGAAAAUGAGAUUGUCACAAACAGCAAAAAGAAGCAGGCGGUGGCUGACCCAGCUUUGCGUCCAAAAACCUGCAUAUGUGAAAAAGGACUGCAGAGGAGGAAAAGAUAA